Messenger RNA from Scatophagus argus, 6855 nucleotides. RefSeq names its product patatin-like phospholipase domain-containing protein 7. NCBI's taxonomy places the organism in Eukaryota, Metazoa, Chordata, Actinopteri, Scatophagidae. Gene Ontology annotation, cellular component: endoplasmic reticulum. The record is from RefSeq and is a predicted model, not a curated record. Gene Ontology annotation, biological process: lipid metabolic process. Gene Ontology annotation, molecular function: phosphatidylcholine lysophospholipase A1 activity. The coding region runs from base 156 to 4178 and encodes 1340 amino acids. The transcript is spliced from 36 exons.
AGCAGACGUCAAUAGCUAUUGGUGGAUGUGGGAACAUGGGCGGAGCUAAGUAAGUGACAGUAAACACGAAACUUUGUUAGCUGCUCGCUAACUUUGCUCCAUCAUCUGUUCGGCAAUGUUAUUAGCUUGAAGCACAACCACACAUCCUCGAAAGGAUGGACUGCGGAGUACACGACGAUGGAGAAAAGUGCACUACCACUAUGCUGGUGAACAGCCAAAAUGACAUCAAAGCACGAGUGCAACAGUUCGUCGAGGACAGGAUGCAGACCACUAUGCUCACUGGAGUGCUGAUUGGAGCUGCAGUCGCAGUCUCACUGAUCGGGAUUGUGGUGCUUUUCCUUUACAGGAGAUACAAGCCCUCUCGUGAACAGCAGCCUCACUAUCGCUUCAGAAAACGAGAUAAAGUGCUCUUCUAUGGAAGGAAGAUAAUGAGAAAGGUCCAGACGCUGUCCUCAAUUCCUCCUCCCACCUCUACCUCAGUAUCUAAGCAACCACAGCGCAUACGGAAAAGAACCAAAGUUCUAAGCAUAGCUCGCAAAAUUCUGAGGAUCCGUAAAGAUCCUCCAACCCUGCAGCCAAAGGAGCCUCCUCCCUCCCUGCUUGAGGCAGACCUUACAGAGUUUGAUGUGCAAAGCUCGAACCUGCCCUCCGAGGUCCUCUACAUGCUGAAGAAUGUCAGGGUUCUGGGUCAUUUUGAGAAGCCCUUGUUCCUUGAGCUGUGUCGCCACAUGGUGUUUAUUGAGCUGCAGGAGGGUGAAAGUCUGUUCAGGCCAGGAGAUGACGACGAUAGCAUCUAUGUGGUCCAGGAUGGACGGCUCGAGCUCUGCAUCCAGGAGAAUGAUGGUACAGAGCCAGUGGUGAAGGAUGUGCACCCAGGGGAUAGUGUCCACAGCCUGCUAAGUAUUCUGGACAUCAUUACUGGUUAUCCGGCUCCAUAUAAGACCGUACUGGCACGGGCUGCCACUCGUUCCACCAUCUUACGUUUGCCUGCAUCAGCCUUUGAGUCUGUGUUUAAGAAAUACCCAGAGACACUUGUUCGUGUCAUUCAGAUAAUCAUGGUGCGCCUCCAAAGAGUCACCUUCUUGGCGUUACAUAACUAUCUGGGCCUAACAACCGAGCUCUUCAAUCCGGAGAGUCAGGCGGUGCCCUUGUCUAAUAUAAACAGCGUGAUGGCAGAGGCCAGUUCUGGAAAGACGACUCGGCGCUUGCACUUCCAGGACGAGUUACAUGCUGGGGCCACAGAGAGCCCCACAGAGACAGAUGGUGUUAAGGACAGCCCUUCAAACAGCUACAGGAAGCAGCGAUCCAUCUCGAUGCCCACCGACUGUGCAGGUAAUGACUUGAACAUGGCUUGUGAACGAGCUCGGGUCACCAUCGAUGAGGCUCCAUCCAGUCCUGUCACUCACAAAUCCAAUCUGAAGAAGAGUGUCACUAUGCAGCACACGCCCUCUGAAGUGUUUCACUACACAGACAGCGGGGGGCACUCUGAUGCCAUCCAUCUCAGUAAGAGCAGCUCAAUCCUCCAGGCUGCUAAGAGGGACCUGCUGGGAAUCGUCCAGCUGCAGGACCCCAGUCUACUUGAAGGCAGGGUGACCCUCCAUCAUGUCAAAGCUGGUUCUGUGGUGGCUCGUCAAGGAGACCAGGAAGUGAGCAUCCAGUUUGUGAUUUCUGGCCUCCUCCACGUUUACCAGCGCAUGAUUGACCGUGAAGAAGAGACGCGUCUGUUUGUGACGCACCCCGGAGAGCUCGUUGGUCAACUUGCCGUCCUGACCGGAGAGCCCCUCAUAUUCACUGUUCGAGCUCAGCGAGACUGCAGCUUCCUCUCCAUUUCCAAAACCCACUUCUAUGAGAUAAUGCGUGUGGAACCAAAGGUUGUGUUGGACGUGGCUCACACAGUGGUGAGGAGGAUGUCAUCUUUUGUCCGACAGAUAGACUUUGCUCUCGACUGGAUGGCUGUGGAAGCCGGCAGGGCGGUGUACAGGCAGGGAGAGAAGUCAGACAGUACAUUCAUAGUACUGAGUGGUCGACUGCGCUCUGUAAUCAUGAAGGAGGAUGGCAAGAAGGAGCUAAUAGGAGAAUAUGGACGCGGCGACCUGAUUGGAGUGGUGGAGGCCCUGACCCAUCAGAACAGAGCCACCACAGUGCAUGCUGUUCGAGACUCUGAGCUUGCCAAGUUACCAGAAGGAGCUCUCAGCUCCAUCAAGAGGAAGUUCCCACAGGUUGUCACCAGGUUGAUCCACCUACUAGGACAGAAGAUCCUCCAGCAGGUCAACGGCCCUCUGACAGCUCGCAGUUUGGCCCUCCACACCUCUGGCAGUAAUUGGGAUGCAGGGAACCAAGCCUCCAACCUCUCUACUGUGGCGGUCCUGCCUGUAUCAGAAGAGGUGCCCCUCACUGCCUUCACCCUGGAGCUGCAGCAUGCACUCAUUGCAAUAGGUCCCACUCUUCUGCUGACCAGUGAUAUUAUCAAACAGCGACUUGGAGCUGCAGCACUAGACAGUGUCCACGAGUACCGUCUGUCCAGCUGGCUGGGCCAACAGGAGGACAUUCACCGAAUAGUUCUCUACCAGACGGACUACACACUGACCCCGUGGACACAGCGGUGUAUCCGUCAGGCUGACUGCAUCAUUAUCGUGGGACUAGGAGAGCAGGACCCUGCUGUUGGGGAGCUGGAGCGUAUGUUGGAAGGAAGUGCAGUGCGUGCCCAGAAGCAGCUGGUGCUGUUGCACAGAGAAGACGGCCCCCCACCCAAAGGAACUGUGGACUGGCUCAACAUGCGAAGCUGGAUCUCCAGACACCUCCACCUCUCUUGUCCCCGGAGGGUCUUCUCUAAGAGGAGCCUGCCUAAACUGUUGGAGCUGUAUCAACGUGUAUUUGAGAAGCCAGCAGACCGCCAUUCAGAUUUCUCCCGUCUAGCUCGAGUCCUCACGGGCAAUGUCAUUGCUCUUAUCCUGGGAGGAGGAGGGGCCAGGGGCUGUUCCCAAGUGGGAAUAAUGCGGGCUCUCUGUGAGUCCGGCAUCCCAGUGGACCUCAUUGGUGGCACCUCUAUUGGUUCCCUGAUGGGGGCACUAUAUGCUGAGGACCGUAGCUACAGCCGCAUGAGGAUGAGGGCCAAAGAAUGGGCAAUGGAAAUGACUUCAGUGUUUAAGAAAGUUCUGGAUUUGACGUACCCAAUCACCUCCAUGUUCUCCGGUGCUGCUUUCAACUCCAGCAUCGGCAAUGUCUUCAAGAGCAAACAGAUUGAGGACCUUUGGAUCCCAUAUUUCAAUAUCACAACUGACAUCACUGCCUCAGCCAUGAGGGUACACACUGAUGGUUCUCUGUGGCGGUAUGUUCGUGCCAGCAUGUCACUGUCGGGGUAUCUGCCUCCUCUCUGUGACCCCAAAGAUGGACACCUGCUGAUGGAUGGUGGCUACAUCAACAACCUGCCAGCUGAUGUUGCGCGCUCCAUGGGGGCCAAAGUGGUGAUAGCUAUUGACGUGGGCAGCAGGGAUGAAACCAACCUCACUAAUUAUGGCGACUCGCUCUCUGGCUGGUGGCUGCUAUGGAGACGCCUCAACCCCCUAUCGGAGAAAGUAAAGGUGUUGAACAUGGCAGAGAUUCAGACUCGGCUGGCCUAUGUGUGCUGUGUUAGGCAGUUGGAAUCUGUGAAGAACAGUGACUACUGCGAGUACAUCAGACCUCCAAUUGACAGAUACCGGACACUUGAGUUUGGCAAGUUUGAUGAGAUUGCUGAGGUGGGAUACCAGCAUGGAAAGACUGUGUUUGACGUGUGGACUCGUAGUGGAGUGGUGGACAAAAUGUUGAAAGAUAGACACCAGGAGGAGUUCCACAACACUCAGAGCAAGAACAAUGUGGUAACAUGUCCCAAUGCUUCCUUCACCGACUUGGCAGAAAUUGUGUCCCGCAUCGAGCCCGUCAAACCCGCUCUGGUGGAUGAGGAAUCAGACUACCACACUGACUAUGAAGAGGAGGCACUGGAGAGCGCUCUGUCUGACAUGGAGCUGUACAACCACUAUGGCGAGCACACUGAAGGAGAGGAGACUGGUGACACAGAUGAAGAGCUGGAGGGGAGACAUACUCGCCGCAUUACCUCACUCACCAGCAGCCACCCUCAGUCCCCCACCGACAGUCCACAGGACACGCCGUCAAACCAAGAAGACCUCUCUUUACAGUAAAGACAGAUCUAAUGACCUCUGCCUCACAAUUUAACCUGCCCUUCUUUGCCAUAUGUUCCCCUCCUACAUGACUGGAAACCUGUUCUCUGCUCCUGAGAUUGUCAGCAUGACGGUGAUUAUCAUUUUGCCCUCUGUAUCCUGGCCUCAUUAGCUAUGUGAAAACAUGUGGGUGGGCCCUUAAAAAACUGCAUAUAGUGAGCUGGUAUCUCAGUAAACACAAAUCCUAGACAUUGCUAUUAUACAAGCAACUGUAAGUCUAAUAAUUUCUCAUAUUGAGACAGUCAUGAUGAAUCACACCAGUCCAGUGGAAGAUAAAAGGUAGGGAGGGUAAGGAGAAACUAUUUCCAUGAAAUAUUUAUUACAUGAAUCCAGAUGAAGACUUCAAAUCUUAGCUGAUUACACUUAGAAGACAGAUUUGAAGAGUGUUAACUAGAAUUGAGAUUCUGUCAAACAUGCACAUAGUUUUGAAAUGAGAUUUAAAAAUUUGACAGAUUUCUGUCACACACCACAGUAAAAGAUUAAAUGAAAAAAAAAUCGACAUGGACAAUUACGACUAAAGGGAUAAGAGAAAGAAAGAUGUCUAUUUUUCGUUUCACUAGUUUCUUCUCAAAUUUGGCUUUUUACAUCUUUUCACCAGUCUAUGAAGGCACAAUCAAAUUUUCGCUUGAUCUGCUCACAGCUGCUCUCCACCGUGAUGCCAUAACUGCUGAUUAUAGGUCCCAAAUGGACUUUGGUUUGUUUUAAGGGGUCAGCAGCCAAAGAAAACAAAAAAGGAAAGGUUGACACUGUUCUGAAUAAUCUACAGAACAGUGUUGAGUGAAGUCUCUGUGUUUUUGAUGAGAGCUAAAGCUAUGUGCAUGGUGAGAUACGAGUAGAGGCAAGUAAGACACAUGCCCUCAGUGGCCACUUUAUUGGGUACACUUGUAAAAUACAACAGCCGAUCAGUGUCAAAAGAGAAAACUGAUGACAGGCGGUGACUUUACGGCAGAACAGUUGACUUGGAUUUCAUUGUAGAUGUGUACCUAAUAAAGUGGAGUUGUUGCUGACGGCAACAUCAAACAAUUACUCUCUAAUACUUGGUUUAUUGUUGUACUAAGAUAGACUUGGAAAAAGUCAGAACCUAUCCUUGAAUGUUUUGUACACCACAGCCUAAGUGAUGGUCAUCACUGACGCAAUACUGAUUCCAAAGCAGAAAGAGAGCAAAGCGAGCAGCACACUCCACGACUUGUGGCCAUCAGCACAGUUUUGUAGGUACUCAGUGAACCAGGGACAUGGAGCAAAGUAAUGAUUGCAAUCCACUUCAAAGGACUAGUUUUCCUCUCGACUGGUGAAACAGCCUCCCCCUCCAUCUGUUUUCUGGCUUGGAUCUAUCAGACACAGACUGAGCAGCAGACAGUGUGGAUCUGUCGGGGGAACUCUGAGGCUCCACUCGUCUCAGUACAGUUUGUGCACAGGGGCUAUUUCCAGCCGCAGGACAGUUCUUCACAGGAACAUGUCGUAACACAAGCUAUUUGGCCUAUCAGGAUGUGAUUUUUGUAGUUUUUUCUUUUUUUUUUUCCAUAUUUAAGCCAAGAAUCUAUACAGCCUAAGCCCUAGAUGAUUUUAUUCAUAGGUCAAAGCAGCUGGACAAUCAUUCCAGACAUGCACAACAAUGCACAAUUAAACCAACAAAUCAUCAUAUAACCUUGUUUACCAUGCCUCCCUGUAUGACACUUUACCGUUUUUAUGGAGUUAACCUAAUCUCAAUCGCAACUAGGGCUCCUACUAACCAUUCUUUAUCAUUUAAUGUGGGGAUUAUUUUUUGCAAUUAACAUUAAUCCUUUGGUCUAUUUAAUGUUAGAAAAUCGUGAAAAAUUGAUAUAAACAUUUCCAAGCCUUCCAAGGCUUUAUUUGUCUGACCAACAGUUCAGAACCCAAAGAUAUUCGGUUAAAUGCAUUAAAGCAACAAAGCUGGAUGGAUGACUAAAACAAUUAAUUAUUAAAGUAGUUGGCAAAUAACACAAAUUGUUAGGUCUACUUCAGCCAACAUGAAAAUACAUACCUGCAAUAAGCUAAUAUCAGCCUGGUCAGUCAGACUGUAGUUGUUACAAUAUGAAUGCAACGUUUUCUGAUUCCAGCACCCAGUGAACCCUCCUGUAUGAAGCUGGGAUCUUAGCUAAUACUGGUGCUAUAGUGCCUGCAGCCUUACGCGUGUGGACAGGAGGAGAAACCCUGUGAUAAACGCUACGUGGAUCCCAUAUGGUGUUGGUUAAAUGGAGUCUGGGCACGGAAUGUGUGAGCAAGGCAGAGAUGGGAAAGCAUUUGUUGUUUACCAAUGAGCUAAUGGUGUUUGCACUGUUUUUUGUGAUUUUGGAUGGUUUCCAAAAACCAAGCACAGUGAAUUGAUGUUGUCUGGCAGUAUGAAUGUUUCUACUUUAUUAAACAGGACACGGUAAUGGAUGAAACGCUUAUGUAAUGUGUGGAACUUUGCCAUAAAGUUAAUGCAACAAAGCCUUAGAUGAUCCCCAUGGAAAACACAACCACUUGUGCCCUCAUUGGGCUUGAAUUUUGUUGAUUAGUGAUGUUUACGAUGACAUUUACCGGUAAGCCUGUACUUCAUGUUACUGUUACUAUCUAUGCUAUUUCAUAAAUAUAUUUUUAAUUAAUUAAUUGUUACUAAUAAACCACUAUUUGUUGU